Carya illinoinensis is the source of this 1778-nucleotide messenger RNA. RefSeq lists its product as uncharacterized. The record is from RefSeq and is a predicted model, not a curated record. Gene Ontology annotation, molecular function: ubiquitin protein ligase activity. Bases 389 to 1489 code for a protein of 366 amino acids. The transcript has 5 exons. NCBI's taxonomy places the organism in Eukaryota, Viridiplantae, Streptophyta, Magnoliopsida, Fagales, Juglandaceae.
CUCUCUGAGACUCCACUGUUGGAUUGAUGAUGGCACAUCGGCAUCUACCCACGAUUCCUGCAAAGAAGAUAAUGCAGACCCACCGAACAAACCCCAUAAAACACCAAAAAGAGAGGAAAACAAAUAGAAAAAAUUAGAAAAGACACUUCCUCUACUGUUUCAAAUCCUAAGGAGGAAAAAGAAAAAGAAAAAUAAAACUUACCCACAAAAUCUAUUCUAUUCCCUGCAAUAACUCAAGUCUCUCCCGUCUCCCUCUCAUCUCUAUAGAAAUUGAUUUCUCACGUUCCAUAGCCCAUUAUUCCUAUUACUCUCUCAACUUCUCCUUCCCAUUGAUCCAGAAAAACGCGUAUUUUCUUUCUCUUUCCCUCUCAGCGACUGUGUAGGAAUCAUGCCUGUUAUUGCAGAGGCCUCUUCAGGGGCAGAGCAAAUGAAAUAUAGGAAACCCAGAAGCCAAUUCCACCAUCCCAUUUCGGAGAUGGAUCCUCCCAUUCAAGACUCGCAAAUCCCUUCCAUUAUCCAAUCCAUUGGCUCCAAAUCUACCAUCUCCUCCCUCCUCCUCUCCAGCCCCGCCGCCACCACAAGCGAAACCACACCCACCACGAAUAGCAACAGCAAGAAAAAGAAGAACUUUUCCUCAGCAACGUUUAUGGGCAUGGGGUGCAAAGCCUCGGCGUCUCAUCAGGUGUCGGUUCCAGCGAUGAUUCGGGGCUCCGCGGACUGGGAGGGUAAGAAGAGCAGGAAGAAGAAGAGGAACAAAAGUAAGGACAAGGACAGUAAUAAGAGCCAUCAGGGAGGUGUGUUGGAUGGGUCUAAUUCUAUAAAUUGUAUGGAUGCGCAAGAUGUUUGGUGUGGACCCGGGAUUGGGUUUUCGGCGGAGGAUUGCGCGGUGGCGCGGAGGAACGCUUCCUCUGGGAGAGGCAAGAUUGAUGGGGAGAAGAUGACUCAUAGGGAGCGUCCCUAUUUAUCAAGGCGAGCAGUGAUCCCUGAACCUAUAUCAUUUCUGGAUUCUGACCCUGACUACAUCUCUACACUCCCCAGAUCGGAGGUAUAUGGAACUAGGUAUUACCGCCAUGCUCGUCACCCUUCUCCCGAUGGCCUUGCUGAGAUUAUGAUGCUCCAGAAUAGUCUACUAAUGGGGGGAAGAUUAGAUGCACAUGAUCGAUAUAGAGAUUGGAGACUUGAUGUGGAUACUAUGUCAUAUGAGGAAUUGCUCGAGCUUGGUGAGAGAAUUGGUCAUGUGAGCACUGGGUUGAAAGAAGAAGAAAUAGGCCGUUGCCUCAGGAAAAUUAAACUCUCACUUGCAAAUGAUCUGUCACCACAUUUGUCUAAGCAAGCAGAGAGGAAGUGCUGCAUUUGCCAGGAGGAAUAUGAAGCAGAUGAUGAGAUGGGCAAACUGGAUUGUGGACACAGCUACCAUAUACAAUGUAUAAAACAGUGGCUCACACAGAAAAAAGCUUGCCCUGUCUGCAAGGCUGAAGUGCUUGCUUGAUGCUAAGAUUGGUGGCAGGCAUUUUUGGGGCGUCUUCACUGCUGGUCUUUGUCGGACACUGCUUUUCUUUUACCCAUUUACUCUAUGUAUAGAUUUCAUUUCAUCCAAUACAUGGUCAAGAAAUGAUUCUUUGGUGUGAAGCUUCAGCCCAUCUUUGCUUGUGUUGAUACAAAUGGCCUCUGUGGCAAUCUGGCAGAUCCAUGUUAAUUAAAAUUAUUUUGAAUGCAAAGGCACUGGUAAUAUCAUACAUUACGGAUUGUUCUUUUCUGGGAAUAUAUUCAAUUUGUUA